Molecule: messenger RNA, 1449 nt
Organism: Colletotrichum spaethianum
Lineage: Eukaryota; Fungi; Ascomycota; Sordariomycetes; Glomerellales; Glomerellaceae
Product: GPI-anchored wall transfer protein 1
Exons: 2
Coding region: 1-1449 (482 amino acids)
Biological process (GO): protein localization to plasma membrane; GPI anchor biosynthetic process
Cellular component (GO): membrane; endoplasmic reticulum
Molecular function (GO): glucosaminyl-phosphatidylinositol O-acyltransferase activity
Source: RefSeq, a predicted model, not a curated record
AUGUCCGACACUACAGGCACGAGCUACAAGAAGCUCAAGGAGGACUUUGUCUCCAACCUCUCCGGCGGCUCCGCUUCCGAGAUCAACUACGUGACCGCAGUCGCUCCCCGUGCUUGGAGCUGCCGUCGAUUACCUUCUCAACGUCACCGCCAUUCUCCUCUCCACGACUCUCUACGCUUCCUCCCCUUGCUCCUGAGCGCACUCCUCCUAGCCCCCGCCGCCCUGGUCUACGCUUUCCCUCCCAACCUUGGUGCCCGUCGCAAGAAACCUGCCAUACCCCCCAAUGCGAAGUCCAAGGCCGGCGCCGCGGGGACCGUUGCGAGGCCGCUCUCGGUGUUGCCCGUCAAACCUUUCCUGACGCACUAUCGUGGCAGCAUGCUGGUCAUCACCUGCAUCGCCAUCCUCGCCGUCGACUUCCGUCUCUUCCCCCGCCGCUUCGCCAAAGUCGAGACUUGGGGGACGUCGCUGAUGGACAUGGGCGUCGGCUCUUUCGUCUACAGUGCCGGCGUUGUUGCUGCUCGGCCCGUCUUGAAGGAGCGCGCCGAGGGUAAAUCUACACCCCUGACGACGCGGCUGCUGCAUUCGAUGCGCCAUUCUUUACCGCUACUUGUCCUGGGUGUCAUUCGCCUGCUCAGCGUCAAGGGUCUCGACUACGCCGAGCAUGUGUCCGAGUACGGUGUACACUGGAAUUUCUUCUUCACACUGGGCUUGCUACCCCCUUUCGUAGCCAUCUUCCAGUCCGCGCUCAAGAUCGUACCCAGUUACGCCGCUCUUGCCAUUAUUCUCAGUGUGCUAUAUCAGGUCGCUCUCGAGAGCACGAACCUGAAGGCGUACAUUCUGACCGCACCAAGGUUAGACCUGCUUUCCAAGAACCGAGAAGGCAUCUUCAGCUUCUUCGGCUACUUGGCCAUCUUCCUAGCUGGCCAAGACACAGGCAUGUACGUCCUGCCUCGAAGCAUCAACCCCAAGAGCGACAGCACUCCUUCCACACAGCGGAAGACGCUUCUCCUGACGAUGGCGAUAUGGUCUGCCGUGUGGGCGGGGCUUUUCUUCCUAACCACAAGCUACAGCUAUGGCGACGGCCUGAGUGUUUCGCGUCGUCUUGCCAACCUGCCCUACGUCCUUUGGACGGCAGCCUUCAACUCGACGCAGCUUUUGGCCUAUGCGGUCGUGGAUACUAUCUUCUUCCCGGCGUCCUACAACGCUACCGAUGCAAAGGCGGAGAAGGAGGCCCACGAGACAGCCACAAGCAGGCUCCUCCGCGCGUAUAACCGCAAUGGCUUAUUCCUGUUCCUGAUUGCCAACGUCCUGACUGGCCUGGUCAACAUGACGGUGCCAACGCUACACGUUGGGCCGCUGGCGACCAUGGGCAUCCUGAUCGGGUACAGCGGAACCGUUACGGGCAUUGCCCUCGGCCUGGAUGCGUACAACAUCUCUAUCAAGCUGUAA